CUCUUUGUUGAACUUUGAUCCUCAGAGAGCGAAAACAUCCGAACGGGUUGGUUUUUCUAUAUCUGCUUAGCUCCCUGACAUUUCUGAGGCAUCAGACUAGUUGUUUAACCUCUCUUAUGGGAGGGCAAAGGUGGGGUUUAGUGAAAUAUACAAUCUACGGUCAGAGACUAUUAGUUGUGAGCUUGACAGUCCCGGACAGUGCUUCGGACGUCGAAAAACCUGGAAUCUUCUAAAGACCUGCAUCAAGCAAAUAAAUUUUAAUUCUGAAGAUGAACAGAAAUUUGAGUAAAGAUCUUCCAGACAUAGAGAGCAUCCUGGCCCUGAAUCCCAGAGUGAAGAGCCAUGCUCAGAUCAUUUCCACUGCAAGCAAGAAGAGAGAGAAGAAGCAUUGGAAGAGAAACCUUGAAAGGAACUGUGACUCUUGCAUGAAGUUGGAGAACAACUUUGAUGACAUCAAGCACACAACGCUGAGUGAGAGAGGAGCUCUCCGGGAAGCUCUGCGGUGCCUAAAAUGUGCCGAUGCUCCUUGUCAGAAGAGCUGCCCAACAAAUCUGGACAUCAAGUCAUUUAUUACGAGUAUAUCCAACAAGAACUACUAUGGAGCAGCACGGGCAAUCCUCUCCGAUAACCCUCUGGGUCUGACCUGUGGGAUGGUUUGUCCCACAUCAGAGCUGUGUGUGGGGGGCUGCAACCUGUACGCUUCUGAAGAAGGACCCAUUAACAUCGGAGGAUUGCAGCAGUUUGCUACCGAGGUGUUCAGUAAAAUGGGGAUUCCACAAGUCAGAAAUCCUGAACUCCCACCAGCCAAUGAGAUGCCAGAGUCCUACCAUGUCCCUAUUGCUCUGAUUGGCUGCGGACCAGCAUCACUAAGUUGUGCUUCUUUCCUGGCCCGUCUGGGAUAUGAUAAAAUCACUAUAUUUGAAAAGCAGAAGUACAUCGGAGGACUGAGCUUAUCAGAAAUCCCUCAAUUCAGGCUUCCAUAUGAGGUCGUCCAGUUUGAAAUCGAUUUAAUGAAGGACUUAGGAGUGAAGGUGAUUUGUGAGAAAGGUUUAGGUGUGAAUGGAAUGAGUCUUUCAUCCCUGAAUGAGGAGGGGUUUAAGGCUGUCUUUAUUGGAAUCGGUCUUCCCCAGGCUAACAGGGCUGAGAUUUUCCAGGGUUUAACACUGGAGCAAGGCUUUUACACCUCAAAAGACUUUCUGCCUAUGGUGGCUUCUGCCAGUAAGAAAGGCAUGUGUCAGUGUCGUUCUGCCCUCCCCGAGUUAAAGGGAGUGGUGAUUGUUUUGGGGGCCGGUGACACUGCAUUCGACUGCGCAACAUCAGCUCUCCGCUGCGGGGCCAAGAGGGUCUUCGUCUGCUUCAGAAAAGGAUUCACCAACAUCAGAGCCGUUCCAGAGGAGAUGGAGCUUGCUAAAGAAGAAAAGUGUGAGUUCCUGCCCUUUCUCUCUCCUCGUGAGGUCAUCAUGAAGAACGGGAGGAUUGCCGGGCUGCAGUUCUGUCGUACAGAGCAGACCGAGGAUGGAGAUUGGCUGGAAGAUGAGGAUCAAAUUAUCAGGCUAAAGUCUGAUUACAUCAUUAGUGCCUUUGGGUCCAUGUUGAAUGACCCACAAGUGAUUAAAGCCAUGGCUCCUGUGAAGCUGACCCGCUGGGACACUCCGGAGGUGAACACUGAAACCAUGCAGACCAGCGAACCCUGGGUUUUUGCAGGAGGAGAUGUUGCUGGUUUGGCAAACACAACAGUGGAGUCAGUCAAUGAUGGCAAACAGGCCUCAUGGCACAUUCACAGAUACAUACAGUCUCUGUAUGGACAUACCGUGGACUCUGUCCCAAAGCUACCUUUGUUCUACAGUGCAAUAGAUCAGGUGGACAUCAGUGUGGAGGUUUGUGGUCUAAAGUUUCCCAACCCCUUCGGUCUGGCCUCUGCUCCGCCCACCACCAGCACGGCCAUGAUCAGACGAGCCUUUGAGCAAGGAUGGGGCUUUGCUCUGACCAAAACAUUUGGAUUGGAUAAGGACUUGGUGACCAACGUGUCUCCUCGUAUUGUGCGAGGUACCACCUCUGGUCAUGUGUUUGGACCUGGCAUGGGUUCCUUCCUCAACAUCGAACUCAUCAGUGAGAAAACAGCAGCGUACUGGUGUCAGUCCGUCACUGAGCUGAAGAAGGACUUCCCUGACAAUAUUGUUAUCUCCAGCAUCAUGUGCAGCUACAACAAGGAAGACUGGACAGAGAUAGCCAAGAUGGCUGAGGAGUCUGGAGCAGAUGCAUUGGAGCUUAACUUGUCAUGUCCUCAUGGGAUGGGAGAAAGGGGCAUGGGACUCGCCUGUGGACAGGACCCAGUGUUGGUGCGAAACAUAUGUCGAUGGGUGCGUGCAGCAGUUUCCAUUCCUUUCUUUGCCAAACUUACACCAAAUGUCACCAAUAUUGUUGACAUCGCCGAAGCUGCACACGAAGGUGGAGCAGAUGGAGUGACGGCCACCAACACCGUGUCAGGUUUGAUGGGUCUGAAGGCUGACGGCUCUCCCUGGCCAAGUGUUGGUGCAAACAAACGUACCACAUAUGGAGGAGUGUCUGGUAACGCAAUCAGACCCAUUGCUCUUAAAGCUGUGUCUGCCAUCGCUAAGGCAAUCCCUGGUUUUCCAAUCCUGGCUACCGGGGGGAUUGACUCAGCAGAGAGUGGACUCCAGUUUCUGCACGCUGGAGCCUCUGUAUUACAAGUGUGUAGUGCAAUUCAGAACCAGGACUUCACGCUGAUUGAGGAUUACUGUGUUGGUCUGAAAACCUUGUUGUACCUGAAAAGCCUGGAGCUAAAGGAUUGGGAUGGUCAGUCUCCUCCAACUGAAAAACAUCAGAGAGGAAAACCAGUUCUCAAACUGGGAGACCUGGUUGGUAAGAGUCUGCCUAGCUUUGGUCCAUACCUGCAGCAGAGGACUGAAGCCAUAGCAAAGUAUAAAAAACAACUCAGAGAAGCUGGUGAAAUUGAUGCACCAGAGAUAAACGUCAGCCGUGUCAACCAGCCCCAAAAGCCCGUUCCUGCUGUUAAGGAUGUUAUAGCUAGAGCUCUGCGGUACAUCGGAGCUUAUGGGGAACUGAACAACAUGGAGCAGGUCCAGGCACUAAUAGAUGAAGAUAUGUGCAUCAACUGUGGGAAAUGUUACAUGACCUGCAACGACUCGGGAUACCAGGCUAUAAAGUUUGACCCAGAGACCCACCUUCCAGUUGUGACAGACAGCUGCACAGGCUGCACCCUUUGCCUUAGUGUCUGUCCCAUUAUAGACUGCAUCACGAUGGUCAGCAGGACAACACCCCACGUACCCCAGAGGGGUAUUAGUCCGGUCUACUAGAUGGGUUGUAAAUACAGCCGACCAAUUAAACAUUAAGAUUGGGUGUUUUUAAGUUUUAGCUGGAGAGAACAGCUGAACAAAGCUGCCUCAGUAAAUUCAAGUGGUUCCAAAGUAAUUUUGUUAGACAAAAUAGGUGGAGUGAAGUAAAAUCUUUUUUUAAAUGCAUUGCUAUGAAUUGCUUUUGUCAGUAAUUUCACUAAUUUGAUUUAUGUUUAAUAAACAAAUUUUGUGAUUAUCUGCUCAUCAAGAUAUUAAUUGAAAAUGUUUAAUUGUAUAAUAUACUAUUAAUUAUAGUGUAUAUUCAUUUUGUGAAUAAUCCCCCCUACUGUCCUCAUGGAUUGGAAUAAAAUAUUGUUGCAGCCAACCA
Molecule: messenger RNA, 3705 nt
Organism: Cyprinodon tularosa
Lineage: Eukaryota; Metazoa; Chordata; Actinopteri; Cyprinodontiformes; Cyprinodontidae
Gene: dpydb
Product: dihydropyrimidine dehydrogenase b
Exons: 25
Coding region: 270-3338 (1022 amino acids)
Biological process (GO): thymine catabolic process; uracil catabolic process
Cellular component (GO): cytoplasm; cytosol
Molecular function (GO): dihydropyrimidine dehydrogenase (NADP+) activity; NADP binding; iron-sulfur cluster binding
Source: RefSeq, a predicted model, not a curated record